GAAUAGUUUUCUGUCUUUGGAGAGAGACUAAAAUAUCCCAGUCGUGACCUUUGAACCCCCUGGUGUGCAACUCGCUGUCAAGGAAGAAACAUCCAGGGCUCAUCAAAACGGUUGGAAACUGUAGACUCCAGGAAGUACUGUAUCACCAGGAGUGAUGGGAGACCAGGAGGACCUUCCCGAGGGAUGGGAGAAGAGAGUCAGCAAGAGCCAGGGGAGAGCUUACUAUCUCAACGUGUAUACAAAGCAAAGUCAGUGGGAGAAGCCUACAGAUGCUGCAACAUCACAGGUGCGCUGUUCCCACUUACUGGUGAAGCAUGUCGGCUCCAGACGACCAUCGUCAUGGAAACAGGACAAGAUAACCCGCACUCAGGAAGAGGCCUUGGAGAUGAUUAACGAUUUCCGUGAGAGAAUCGUGUCGGGCCAGGUGACUCUCGCUGUCUUGGCAGCUACGGAGAGUGACUGCAGCUCGGCCAAGAAGGGGGGCGAUCUGGGCUUCUUCGGACCAGGGCAGAUGCAAAAGCCCUUCGAAGAAGCAACCUUCAAGCUGAAAGUGGGGGAGCUGAGUGAACCAGUCUUCACCGAUUCUGGCAUCCACAUCAUACAUAGGACAGGGUAGUUUUAUGCUGAGCUGAUGACAUGAUACUAACCUAACAUGGCUGACUGACCAGUAAUUUACAUGCUUGACUGGGGCAAAGUCCUAACUGCCCUAUUAUAUUUGCUGUCAUUGAAAUAUGCUUGGGCCACACCAAUUUAAUUAAUUGGUUCCUGGAUUUGCCUGCUUCAUUUUUUUCUGAUUUUCAAAAUUCAGGUUCUGAUCAACAACAUUUUGGUCCAAACAGUUGAAGAAAGCUCCUUGUUUUUAUUGUUUUUCCAUCAAUGCAUUGGUUCAAUUGAAAGUUUCGAAGUCAUUGUUUGAAUUAUACACUUGCCUAGUAUAUACGUUGACGUCAUGGCCCCCGGUAUCAUAGCUUUUAGGACUAUCAGUCGAGGCCUAGGUCUAUUUUUAUUUUCAAUUUUUUUCACCGUCACUUCAUUCUUUUCCUGAAAAAAUCCAAGAACCAACAAAUCAAAUUGGUGUGGCCUUAAUAAGAGUGCUUGGUGGAACCAAUAGCUGCAAUAAGAUACAAUCCAAUUGAUGCUCUUCCAUAGUAAGACAAAUCUCACCGUGGGGUUGUGCAAAGUUCUGAUUUAAUCCAAAGACAUCUUUGCUAAUGUUGGUAAUGGCAUGAAGAAUAUAGCAACUAUCAUGUAUAACUUUGUAGUGUACUGUUGUAAACUGUGUACAUGUGGUAGUCAGGGAAUGUAAUGAAGGCUUAGAGGAUGGAGUCAUGGUGUUUUGACUGAGUGUUGGACCAAACAGGAUGCAAAGCCACUUCACUCUUUUGAAAGGGUUGAAAUGAGAAGGCAAUACAACUGGUUUAUGAUUCUCUUGUUUCGGUAAAGCCCCUGUCACACAGAGCCGAAUAUAUGGCCGCCUGAACACUGCCAAACUCCCCUUAACCAUGGCUGGAGUAGGUGACAUCGGGAGCAAGGUCGGCUGUGGUUGGCUGGUGUUCUAUGAGUUCAGCAA
Messenger RNA from Branchiostoma belcheri (Belcher's lancelet), 1570 nucleotides. Its product is annotated as peptidyl-prolyl cis-trans isomerase NIMA-interacting 1-like. The transcript is spliced from 5 exons. Gene Ontology annotation, cellular component: nucleus; cytosol. Gene Ontology annotation, molecular function: peptidyl-prolyl cis-trans isomerase activity; protein binding. Lineage: Eukaryota; Metazoa; Chordata; Leptocardii; Amphioxiformes; Branchiostomatidae. The record is from RefSeq and is a predicted model, not a curated record. The coding region runs from base 155 to 616 and encodes 153 amino acids.